AUGAAAAAAGUAUUUUCUAAAGAAUAUAGUACAGAGACGGUUCAAGGAGAAAGUCGAAUUAGACGAUCUGUACUUUCUAUGAAUAACCUUAUUAUUAAGCCGUCAGAUAAGAUUAAUACAGUUUAUGAUAUAUUAAAGAAAGCAUCAGAGGAUUAUGGGACAAAAAGAGCUUUGGGAACACGUAAAGUGAUUAAACUUCAUGUUGAAGAAAAAGUAUUUAUAAGGAUUGUUGAUGGGAAAGAAGAGAAGGAGAUGAAGGAUUGGACAUAUUAUGAGCUUAGUGAUUAUGAGUAUAUUAAUUUUAAAGAACUUGAUAGAAAAGCACAUGUUAUGGGAUCAGGGCUUCGGGCAUUAGGGCUUGGUAAAAAUGAUAGAAUGGCAAUGUAUGCAGCAACCAGUGCGGAGUGGCUUAUUAUGGCAUUCUCUUGCAUUACUCAAUCUUUAACGAUUGUUGCAGCAUAUGAUACUCUUAGAAGUGGUCUUGUUCCGUCUUUUAUUGAAACUGGAGUCAAAGGAAUAUUCUGUGAUGCUAAACUUCUUUCGAAUUUUGUUAAUUCUUUAGAGAGUAUUAUUACUUUGAAAGUCAUAAUAUAUUAUGGGGAGCCAGAUAAUGAAAUUAUCAAUCAUAUUAAGAAAGAUUUUAGUUACAUAACUCUUGUUUCUUAUGAAGAGAUAGAGUAUCUUGGCAAAGAGAAUCCAGUAGAUCCUGUUUUUCCUUCACCAAAUGAUUUUUUAUGCAUUAUGUAUACAUCUGGAUCAACAAAUUCUCCUAAAGGGGUUAUUAUAACUCACGCUAAUGUAGUGGCUUCAGUCUCAGGAAUAACUUCUGGGUUUGGUCCAUAUUUAACUCAAGAUGAUACUGUGUUAUCUUAUCUACCGCUUGCACACAUUUAUGAGUUUGUUUUUGAAAUGUUUUGUGUUUAUCAUGGGAUUACUAUUGGGUAUGGCACUGUAAAGACUUUAAGUGAUCUCAAUUGUCGAAAUUGUAAGGGUGAUAUUCAGACAUUUAAACCUUCAGUAAUGACAGGAGUACCUACUGUUUGGGAAAAUGUACGGAAAGGCAUAGUUCAAAAAUUAAAUUCUGUUUCAAAAUUAAGGCGGUCUCUUUUUUGGUUUUCAUAUAAGAUAAAAUCUUGUCUCUUAUUGCAUCGUUUUCUGGGCACCAAAAUUUUUGAUAUUCUCGUUUUUAAACACAUACGUGCUGCCAUGGGUGGUCGUAUUCGAGUUAUUUUUAAUGGUGGUGCUUCUAUUUCGCUGGAUACUCAAAAAUUUUUAAGCACUGUUCUUUGUCCUAUGUAUACUGGCUAUGGUCUUACUGAAACAUCUGCAACUUGUACAAUUAUGACUCCUGAACAAUUUUGUUUAGGAACCGUUGGAUCUAUAUCACCAAAUGUUGAAGUUAAGCUUGUCGAUGUUCCCGAUGCCGGGUAUUUUACAAAUUCCUCUCCGCAACAAGGAGAAAUAUGGAUUCGUGGUGGGCCUGUGUCUCAAGGUUAUUAUAAUCGGGAUCAAGAGAAUAAAGAGGCAUAUGCAGAUGGUGGUUGGUUUAAAACAGGAGAUAUUGGUGAAUGGACAGAGAAUGGAUUGCUUCGGAUAAUUGAUCGGAAAAAGAAUCUAGUAAAAACACAAAAUGGGGAAUAUAUUGCUCUUGAGAAAUUGGAGUCUGUAUAUCGUUCUUGUGAUAUAAUUAGUAAUAUUUGUGUUUACGCGGAUCCGGAACAUGUUAGACCUGUAGCUAUUGUUGUUCCUUCUGAGCUUCCUCUUAGGAGGUAUCUUGAAAGUAAACAAAUUUUAUUUGAAGAUGGUACUUUAUACGAACUUUGUCAAAAUAAAGAGGUUCGGCAUGCCAUUUUAAAUGAGUUAUUAAAAUUAGGAAAACAAAAUAAUUUUGCUAAAAUUGAGUUACUUCAGAAUAUAGUUCUUAUUGAUGAAGACUUUAGUGUCCAAAAUGAACUAUUAACAGCUGCACAGAAAUUUCAAAGAAAGAAAAUUCAAAUUAAAUAUCAAAAAGAAAUUGCUAUAGCUUAUGAAACAUCUUAA
Molecule: messenger RNA, 2040 nt
Organism: Pneumocystis jirovecii RU7
Lineage: Eukaryota; Fungi; Ascomycota; Pneumocystomycetes; Pneumocystales; Pneumocystaceae
Exons: 9
Coding region: 1-2040 (679 amino acids)
Biological process (GO): long-chain fatty-acyl-CoA metabolic process; long-chain fatty acid metabolic process
Cellular component (GO): endoplasmic reticulum; plasma membrane; lipid droplet
Molecular function (GO): long-chain fatty acid-CoA ligase activity
Source: RefSeq, a predicted model, not a curated record